AUGGGCUGCAGUCAGCUGGAUGAGUUGACAGAAAAUGAGAGGAGUCAGAUUAUUAGGUGUCUGCAGACUGGGUCUGAAAUGAUGGUGUACCACCAGAAGGCUGAAAGACUCACUGUUAAAAUCAUAAUUGAAACGAAGCAAGUUGCUGUAUUCUGCUCUCCUGACAAAAUAAACACAACAUUGAACAUCGCCGAGAUCAAAGAGAUCCGUCAAUGGGAGACAUCAGAGGAUUUCCCUCGAUUUAUAGAAAAGAGAAAAUUUCGAAGAAUGUUUAACCAAUCAGUUCCACAGGACUGCAAAACCUGUUUUACCAUCUUUUAUGGCACAGAGUUUAUCUUAAAUUCACUGAGUUUUAACGCUGAUACAGUUGAGGAUGCAGAAAACUGGCUGAUAGGACUCGAGUUACUCAGACAGGAGACACUGGCAGCUAACACACCAGAGAUUAUAGAGAGUUGGCUGUGGAAGCAGAUGUACUCUGUAAACCAGACAAAGAAAAACAGUAUCUCCAAAAAAGAUCUCAAGUGUCUUUUGCGUAAGAUGAACUUUACUGUAUCAGGUGGACAUCUAGAGGAAGUACUCGAGAUGGUGGGAGCAAAUGAAAAUGAACUCAACUUUGAACAGUUUCAUAAAACCUACAAUCACUUUAUAUUCGAAAACCAAAAGUCGUUACUGCAAGAGUUUGAAAAGGGGCCAGCAGCUUUCAAAUUGAGGAACACAGAUGCACCUGAUUCUUCUACAAUUGGCCUCUAUGAUUUUCAAAGAUUCAUUUUAUAUGGACAGAAAAUUUGGUUAAAAGAGGCUUGGACCAAAGAUCUUGAUCAGGCAAAAGAUUUGAUGGGCAUCUUCAUGGACAAAUCAAGAAAAACCAAUAAUCCAAAACUUACUGUUGGAGAGUUCCUCAGUUUUCUCUUCUCUAAAGAAAACUCUAUUUGGGAUGAGAAGUUUUCCGAGAUAAAUCCACUGGAAAUGAACAACCCUCUGUCUCACUACUGGAUCAACUCUUCUCACAACACAUAUUUAACUGGAGAUCAAAUAAGCAGCGAAUCAUCAACUGAAGCAUAUGUACGUUGCUUAAGGCUGGGUUGCCGAUGCAUUGAGUUGGAUUGCUGGGAUGGUCCAGAGGAACCUGUCAUAUACCAUGGUCGGACCAUGACCUCCAAGAUAAAGUUGAAAGAUGUGGUGAAGGCCAUCAACGAUCAUGCUUUUGCAACAUCCGAUUACCCUGUGGUGCUGUCAAUUGAAGAGCAUUGUAAUACCAAACAACAAAAAGUGAUGGCUCAAAUGUUUCGAGAUGUGUUUCAAGACAAGCUCCUGACUGAGCCUUUGGAACCAAAUGCAAACCAGCUUCCCUCACCAAACCAGCUAAAGGGCAAGAUCAUCAUAAAGCACCGCAAAAUACAAGAGAGCGAUUCAAACGCUAAAGAAAGUGUUGCAAUGGAGAAAGAAGCAGAGCUUUGCAUCUGGGAUCCAAUUGAUAAGAGGUUUUAUAGGCAUGACUGUGUGCUCUCAGAAAAUAAGCUGUACUAUUCUGAAGAGAAGCAGCACAAGGACAAUGCAGAGGAUGGUUCAGACUGGCAUAUUUCAGAGCCCUGGUUUCAUGGACGAAUAGCCGGUGGCGGAAACACUGCUGAGUUAUUACUGCAUGAUUUUUGUGAAAGAAGAAACAGAAUUGAUGGAACCUUCCUAGUGCGAGAGAGUGAGAUGUUUGUCAGAAACUACAGUAUCUCCAUCUGGUGGUUUUACAGUAACCUAAGUCGAGGUAAGGCAGAGGUAUAUCUGAAAACAAUCCCUCGAGAUGGAGGCUUCCUUGUCAGACAAAGAAAGGAGCCCGACACCUUUGCCCUCUCAGUCAGAGUCAAGGACGAUGUCAAGCAUUUUCUAAUUCAGAGAAACAUCGAGUAUGAGCUUAAAUCCUUUAGUUUUGGCAGCCUUGAGGAGAUGAUCAGUCAUUUUCAAGAGAUUCCAUUAAACUACAAACUACGCUACCCUGUAACACCAGAACUAGUGGAACGCUUUCAGAAUAGACACGAAGAGGAUCUCUUAACAUGGGAUAGUGAGCCAUACGAGGAGAUUGCUGACGGUAAUCCAUUAGAUAAGCGAUGUAAAGGAGUGGUGGAUAUCUUGAAGUGUAAUGUUGAAUGCAUAACCAGAUAUGGCACACCCAAAAUGGUGACCCUUGUAAAUAAAGAAACUUCAAAACGAAUCAAGUUCACAACUGAGAGCUUUGAGGAGGUGGAUGAAUGGUACCAGGUGAUACUAAACAUCAUUCAAAGACAGCAGAAGCGGGAGAAAAUGAGAUUAGAAGAACUGGAGUCCAAAGCCAAUAUAGCUCUUGAGAUGUCUGACAUGGUGGUUUACUGCCAAUCUGUCAAAAAAAGUCCUUUGAAAAGUACAGCUACAAAGAAAUCCGCUCUCUUCCGAACACUAUGA
Paramisgurnus dabryanus is the source of this 2430-nucleotide messenger RNA. The record is from RefSeq and is a predicted model, not a curated record. Lineage: Eukaryota; Metazoa; Chordata; Actinopteri; Cypriniformes; Cobitidae.